CUACUUUCCUUUUAGGUCUGUGUCUCUUUGGCAGUGAUGAAAAGUAAAAAUACUUAAAACACCGCACUAUUGGAUCUAUGGAAAAAAUAUUACCUGCCAUCCCUGGCUCAAAUAUCCGAUAUUGGAUAUGAUUUUAACGACGUGUACUCCAACUGAUAAGAUGAGCUAUUCAUGCGAUGUUUGUCUCUAGUAUCAAUAUAAUAAAUCAAUUGGAUGCACAUGCGAAGUGCUCAGUACCUAACGAAACGGGUCCCGGUGCGAUACAAAACGGCCAUUCCGCGCGGGUUAACUAGUUCCAGAGCCUGUGCUUAUCUCGAUUCAAUUGUUUUACAUCUAUCUUUUUGCCUUUCUCUAUAGAAAGGUAUUAGAAUUGCUGGAAAAACCGACUUUCGAACGGAGCCUCGGAGACCCAUAGUGUUAUGUAUGUGUUUGUGUGUGCACUUUUCGAAGUCAAGGCCCGUUUGAAAGCUAUUGUUAGGCCAUUGAUCAAGUUCGAAUAUCAAAUGGCAGUGACUUCUGGUUCCGGAGAUAUAAUGCUACUUCCGCGCGUCCUGUUUAGCAAAAUUCAACCAUGACUACCACCAUCUGGGAUAAGUUCUUAUUGCUGCUGGGGAAAAACUGGAUCAUCCAGAAGCGGCACUAUUUGCAAACUUUGUUCGAAAUUCUCAUACCAGUGCUUUGCUGUUCGGUUCUGCUGAUGGUCCGAGUGUUGGUUGAACCAAAUUUAGUAGAGAAGAGUACAAUUUUUAGACCGAUAUCAACGGGAUAUUUUAUAAACUUUCUAGGUGGUACAACACUAGAGUUAGCGUACUCCCCGAAAAACCCUUUGUUGGAUGCAAUAGUGGCGGAAGCGGCUGAAUUCAUGAACACACCGAAUAGAAACUUUACACAUAAGGGAUUCGUCAAUGCACGAGCAAUGGAAUCUGCUCUGAUGAUCCAAAAUACGCUGGUUGGAAUAGAGUUCGAUGAUUCGCUGGCGUCCAUAUCCACAGGCCUGCCGGAUAAAUUGAACUUUGCUCUGAGAUUUCCUGGUGAGCUUCGAGGAUCAUUUGGAUCAUUGGGAUCCAACUGGAAAACGAGGCUCCUAAUGGUGCCAUUUUCUCCCCGAUUACGUGAAUCUUUUGAUAACACUGGUGGUGAUCCAAAUUAUGCUGCUGAAGGAUUUCUUUCGGUUCAGAGUGCCCUCUCAAAGGCCAUCAUCAAGCAGCGCUCUCCGGAGGUCGAUCUGCCACCUGUGUUUGUCAGUCGUAUUCCGUACCCUCCGUACUACGAUGACCCCAUUUUGCAAGCACUGGAACAGCUGCUAGCCCUAAUCAUCCUGCUGUCAUUUUUCUACCCAUGCAUCGUCAUGGUGAAGCACAUAACAAUCGAAAAGGAACUGCAGCUGAAGGAAGCUAUGAAGAUUAUGGGACUGUCCGGUUGGCUGCACUGGAGCGCGUGGUUCGUGAAAAACAUCUUGCUGCUGAUAAUUUCUAUUUCGCUUAUAACGAUCCUACUUUGCGUCUCAGUAAACAAUGCUUCCAUCUUGGAGUACUCCGACUGGACGGCCGUUUGGUUCUUUCUGUUUACUUACAGCACUGCCACAAUCUGUUUCUGCUUCAUGAUGAGCGUCUUCUUUAGUAGAGCAAACAUGGCUGCCGGAAUCGCCGGUCUGAUGUGGUUCGUGUUUCAGAUGCCAUUCAAUAUUACGUCAAGUAAUUACGACGAGAUGAGCACCGGUUCCAAGCUCGGCUGGUGUUUGUUCCACAACUCGGCCAUGUCGUUCGGCAUCCUGGACACAAUGCGUAUGGAAGCGAAUCAACUGGGGCUGCGGUGGUCCAGCUUGUUCACACCGGCCACCGUAGACGAUGGGUUGAGCGUCGGUUUAGUGCUGGUUAUGCUCCUGGUCGAUGCAUUGAUCUACCUUUUGAUUGCGCUGUAUGUCGAGCAAGUUAUGCCUGGAGCGUUUGGUGUAGCAAAGCCUUGGUAUUUCCUGUUCAAAGGGGAAUGCUGGUGGAAACAGAAAGUAAUUGACCAACCUUCCGGAAGAAUCCGGCGACAAGUGUCCAAGUAUUUCGAGGAGGAACCAACUUCGGCACAUGCUGGUGUUGAGAUUAGGAAUCUAAGGAAGGUGUUCAGCGGUGGGAGGGUUGCCGUCGAAGGACUGAAUCUAAAGAUGUUUGAAGAUCAGAUAACAGUUCUGCUUGGACACAACGGAGCUGGCAAGACAACGACCAUGUCCAUGAUGACCGGUAUGUUUUCUCCUUCGUCGGGAACGGCUUACCUAAACGGACAUGACAUUCGAACGGAUAUUGAGGGAGUACGACAAUCAUUGGGAUUAUGUCCGCAACACAAUGUGCUGUUCAAUGAGAUGACUGUCGCAGAGCAUUUGAACUUUUUUGGUAGACUGAAAGGAAUCUCCAAGGCAAACUUAGCAUCGGAGACAGACCAGUACCUGGAACGAUUGGAAUUGGUAGACAAACGAAACGCACAGUCGCAGACAUUGUCCGGAGGUAUGAAACGAAGACUUGCAGUUGGGAUUGCUCUUUGUGGUGGAUCGAAAGUAGUCUUGCUGGAUGAACCAACUUCGGGAAUGGAUCCAUCGGCGAGACGGGCUCUUUGGGAUUUGUUGCAGCGUGAAAAAAAGGGCAGAACGAUGCUUCUGUCAACACAUUUCAUGGAUGAGGCUGAUGUUCUAGGAGAUCGCAUUGCAAUCAUGGCAGAUGGGAUUCUCAAAACUGUAGGAUCGCCCUUCUUCCUCAAGAAAACAUUUGGCGUUGGCUACAGACUAAUCUGCGUGAAAGGACCAAACUGCAACAGAGAAUUGCUAUGCAAAAUUUUGAGACGAUAUAUCCCGGAUGUUCGAAUUAAGACAGAUAUUGGCUCGGAAUUGUCAUUUGUGUUGAAGGAAGAUUACAUAAAACUGUUCCAAGCUAUGUUGGAAGAAUUGGAGACACAAAUGGAGCGAUGCGGAAUCACUAGCUAUGGCAUUUCGUUGACCACCAUGGAAGAAGUGUUUUUGAAAGCAGGAAGUGAUACUUUACAGGAUACUGUUAACCCAAAUGGAACAACUAUUGAUACUGUCGGUCAGAGCUACUCGUUAAACAACAUUCAGCUUCUGAGAGGUGUCCAGCUUAUGGUGAAUCAAGUAAAAGCACAAAUUCUGAAGAAAGUCCUAUCUACCAUUCGUUCCUGGAUUCAACUGAUCAUUCGGAACCUAAUACCGGUACUUUUCGUGGUUCUAACAUUUAUUAUAACCCGAUCUAUUGCCGCCGAUGAAGACCUACCUCCACUGACAAUGACUAUGGACUCUUACAAGAGAACAGUUACCGUAUUGGAAGGCAAUUCCAAAGAUCCAAACGUUAAAUCUUACCAACAACAGUUUAGAAGCAUUGGAGGUUCACAUCGAUUGGACACAAUUACGGAACCGAUGGUUGAUUACAUCCUCAACCGGUCUGUAGAGUCAAUUUCGGAAGUCAACAUCCGUUACAUGGUUGGGGCGACUUUCGCCGAGAACUACACUGCAUGGUUCAACAACAAAGGAUAUCAUACUGCCCCAUUGGCACUAUCUCUGCUGUACAACGCUGUCUUGAGUUCGAGUUGUCCGACCUGCGAACUCACCGUGGUCAACAAACCGCUUCCCUUUAAUAUCUCAAAUAAGUUCGAAACCGUGAACACUGGAAUGAACAAAGGCUUCCAGUUAGUUUUCAAUACGGGAUUUGCCAUGGCCUUCGUAGCUGCUAUGUACAUACUGUUCUACAUUCGAGAGCGGACUUCACGAGCAAAGUUGCUCCAGUACGUGAGUGGAACGAAUAUUUUGCUAUUUUGGGGAGUUGCCUUUGCGUGGGAUUUCGCUAUGUUCAUCGUCACAAGCCUUAUCUACAUCGGAACUCUGGCGGCAUUCCAGGAAGAAGGAUGGUCUUCGUUCAGUGAGCUGGGCAACAUCUUCCUUCUUUUAAUCUUUUUUGGAAUUGCUUUCCUACCUACAACCUAUCUAAGUUCGUUUUUGUUCAAAACCCCUGCAACUGGAUUCGUCAUAGUUAUGUUACUGAACAUCGCCUCAGGAUCAAUUUUCUUUACGGCAAUUGUUUUGCUCAAGUUCCCUGGUAUCAAUCUGCAGGAUGUGGCAAGGGGGUUGGAGUGGUUGUUUAUGUUGUUUCCGAAUUUUGCCUUGACACAUGGAUUGAACAAUAUGAAUCAAAUAGUAAACACUAAAUCAUACUGCCAAAAACUUUGUGAUUUGAAAUUAGGAUGCAGGAUAGAAGAUAUGUGCGGUGAAAAGCCAGAUUGCUGCAUUCCGGAUCUCUAUUCUUUGGACGAACUUGGCAUUAUUCGACAUCUCCUAACGCUGACUAUCGUUGGCAUUUCUGCGUUUGUUUUGAUUCUCGCAUUCGAGUAUCGAUUCGUUGCGAGAUUGAUGCAGAAAUUCCAGAGACACAACAGACAAACGUCAGCGCCUUCGAAUACCGGAGAGGACUCAGACGUUUUAGCGGAAAAGAAGCGAGUUCAAAUGAUGUCAAUGGCAGAUAUAAGUAAUUACAAUCUGGUAAUGAAGGAUCUUACCAAAUACUACAAGAAUUUUCUAGCAGUAAACAAUAUAUCGCUAGCAGUUCAACGUGCCGAGUGCUUUGGACUGCUUGGAAUAAAUGGGGCUGGAAAAACCACCACCUUUAAAAUGAUGACUGGCGAUGAAAGUUUCUCAUCCGGAGGUUCUUGGGUUAAAGGAAUCAGUUUAAAAUCGAACAUGAGUGCCGUUCACCAAAACAUUGGCUACUGUCCUCAGUUCGACGCACUGCUUGAGAAUCUUACCGGUAGAGAAACUCUGAAAAUCUAUGCCUUGCUACGAGGGGUCCGCAAGGUAGACAUUUCGAAAGUCUCGGUUACACUGGCAGAAGAUUUGAACUUUAUGAAACACAUCGACAAGAAGACUAAGGAAUACAGUGGCGGUAACAAACGAAAGUUAAGUACGGCUUUGGCAUUGAUGGGUAAUCCGUCGGUGAUUUAUUUGGAUGAACCGACAACGGGAAUGGAUCCCGGAGCCAAGCGGCAAUUCUGGGAUAUGAUCUGCAAGGUUCGAAGCGCAGGAAAGUCGAUCGUACUGACAUCACACAGCAUGGAAGAAUGCGAGGCUUUGUGCACCCGUUUGGCAAUUAUGGUGAACGGAGAGUUCAAGUGUCUGGGAUCAACGCAACAUUUGAAGAAUAAAUUUUCCAAAGGCUUCCUGUUGACUGUUAAAAUCGGGAAGUCGGUAGACGGAACGCUACAACCACAGCAGGUGGAAGCCACAAAAUCGUUUGUUAUGACGACUUUUAAUGGAGCGGUGUUGAAGGAACAAUAUCAGGAUUCCUUAAGCUUCCACGUACCACAGACGGAUCUGAAAUGGUCGCAGAUGUUUGGUUUGAUGGAAUCCCAGAAGCAGCGUUUGGGUAUUGAAGAUUACGCUUUAGGACAAACUACGCUAGAACAGGUGUUUUUGUUCUUCACUAAAUACCAAAGAAUAGUGUGAUUUGAAAAUACGUUUAUUUGUGAAGUACAUUCAGUUCUAUUAGAUAUUUUUGUACGUGAAAUACUAAUAUGAUUGACAAGUUCUAUUGAAUAAAA
Molecule: messenger RNA, 5580 nt
Organism: Malaya genurostris
Lineage: Eukaryota; Metazoa; Arthropoda; Insecta; Diptera; Culicidae
Product: phospholipid-transporting ATPase ABCA3-like
Exons: 12
Coding region: 572-5485 (1637 amino acids)
Biological process (GO): transmembrane transport; lipid transport
Cellular component (GO): membrane; intracellular membrane-bounded organelle
Molecular function (GO): lipid carrier activity; ABC-type transporter activity; ATP hydrolysis activity
Source: RefSeq, a predicted model, not a curated record